AUGGGAGAUUCACAACCCAAAAAAAGAAAAAAGGGGGAUUAUAAUCCGUGGUCUCCAGAGGAGACUAAGCUGUUGGUGCAACUUCUUGUGGAAGGGAUCAACAAUAAUUGGCGUGAUUCUAAUGGCACAAUCAGUAAAUUAACCGUGGAAACGAAGUUUAUGCCGGAGAUCAACAAAGAGUUUUGUCGUUCAAAAAACUACAAUCACUACUUAAGCAGAAUGAAGUAUUUAAAAAUACAAUACCAAAGUUGUCUUGAUCUUCAGCGUUUUAGUUCUGGUUUUGGUUGGGAUCCUUUAACAAAAAGAUUUACGGCUUCUGAUGAAGUUUGGAGCGACUAUCUAAAAGCACAUCCGAACAAUAAACAACUUCGUUAUGAUACAUUUGAAUUUUUUGACGAGUUGCAAAUCAUAUUUGGGGAAGGUGUUGCUACUGGAAAAAAUGCAAUUGGAUUAUGUGAUAGUACGGAUGGACUUACGUACAGAGCUGGAGAGAAUCCAAGAAAAGAAUAUGUGGAUGAUUUUGACAACGUGUAUGAGUAUGAUACUACAACUCAUCAUGAGUCAUCGGAGCACUACGCACCAUUUAUGUCUCAUGGAACUUCAGAAAGUCCUAAGCUUCCCCCACGUAAAAGAACAAGAUCUGAGAGAAGUACUUCACAAAAAGAAGAAAGUCCUAUGAUGGUUGUUAGCAGUAAAAUUUUGGAUAUAAUACAACAAAGAGAAGAGAGGCAACAAAAUGAAGUGGCACAGAAAAAGAAUAACGUUUGGGAUGCUAUAAAAGAAAUUUCUGACUUGGAUGAAUGUAUUCGUUACAAGGCACUUACGAAAAUUUAUCAUUUGGGAAUACAAGACGUUUUCGUGAGCAUGUCGGUGGAAGAGAGGCUAGGAUGGAUUCAAACCAUUAUGGAAUAA
Arabidopsis thaliana (thale cress) is the source of this 912-nucleotide messenger RNA. RefSeq names its product Myb/SANT-like DNA-binding domain protein. The transcript is spliced from 2 exons. The coding region runs from base 1 to 912 and encodes 303 amino acids. Lineage: Eukaryota; Viridiplantae; Streptophyta; Magnoliopsida; Brassicales; Brassicaceae. The record is from RefSeq and is marked reviewed.